Messenger RNA from Rodentolepis nana, 393 nucleotides. NCBI's taxonomy places the organism in Eukaryota, Metazoa, Platyhelminthes, Cestoda, Cyclophyllidea, Hymenolepididae. The record is from the annotation of a GenBank genome assembly.
AUGGUACGUUGUAAUGUGCUCUCUGAUGCUCUCAAAUCGCUUAAUAAUGCUGAGCGCAGGAAAAAGCGACAGGUUUUGAUUCGUCCCUGCUCGAAAGUUAUUAUUCGCUUUUUGAAAGUUAUGCAACAAAAGGGAUAUAUUGGCGAGUUUGAACAGGUCGAUGACCAUCGUUCUGGAAAAAUUGUCGUCCAACUCAACGGCCGCUUAAAUAAGUGCGGAGUUAUCAGCCCCCGUUUCAAAAUGGGUGUUCAGGACACAGAAAACUGGACCCGCAAUCUUCUUCCCUCUCGUCAGUUCGGGUAUCUCGUUCUUACUACAAGUGCCGGUAUGAUGGACCACGAGGAGGCAAGGAAGAAGCAUGUGGGCGGAAAUAUCCUAGGAUAUUUCUACUAG